GUCUCCGGGUGGCGACGCGGGAGCGCGGCGGAAUGGGCGCGCUGGGCCGGGUCCUGCUGUGGCUGCAGCUGUGCGCACUGACCCGGGCCGCCUACAAACUCUGGAUCCCCAACACCGACUUUGAAGCCGCCGCCAACUGGAGCCAGAACCGGACCCCGUGCGCAGGCGCUGCCGUCGAGUUCCCCGCAAACAAGAUGGUGUCAGUCCUGGUGCGAGAAGGUCACAGCAUCUCAGACAUGCUCCUGCCGCGGGACGGGGAAUUCGUCCUGGCCUCGGGGGCAGGCUUCAGCGCCCCGGACGCCGGCCAGGACCCGGACUGCCGGACCGGCGCCCCCGCGCUCUUCCUCGACCCCGACCGCUUCUGGUGGCACGACCCGCGCCUGUGGCGCUCCGGGGACGCGGCGCGCGGCCUCUUCUCCGUGGACGCCGAGCGCGUGCCCUGCCGCCACGACGACGUCGUCUUCCCGUCCGACGCCUCCUUUCGAGUGGGUCUCGGCCCGGGCGCCCGCCCCGCGCGCGUCCGCAGCGUCCGGGCUCUGGGCCAGACGUUCACGCGCGACGAGGACCUGGCUGCGUUCCUGGCGUCCCGCGCCGGCCGCCUGCGCUUCCACGGGCCGGGCGCUCUGAGCGUGGACCCCGGGGCCUGCGCCGACGCGUCGGGCUGCGUCUGCGGCAACACCGAGGCGCUGCCCUGGAUCUGCGAGGCCCUGCUCCAGCCCUUGGGCGGUCGCUGUCCCCCGGCCGCCUGCCAUGACGCCCUCCGGCCCGAGGGGCAGUGCUGCGACCUCUGCGGAGCCAUCGUGUCGCUGACCCACGGCCCCACCUUUGACAUUGAGCGGUACCGGGCGCGGCUGCUGCAAGGCUUCCUGCCCCAGUACCAGGGGCUGCAAGUGGCCGUGUCCAAGGUGCCGCGCCCGCCACGGCCCCGCGGGACCGCAGGCGCGGAGGCGGACACGGAGAUUCAGGUGGUGCUGACAGAGACCGGGCCCGAGACGGGCGGCGCGGGACGGCUGGCCCGUGCCCUCCUGGCGGACGUCGCCGAGCACGGUGAACCCCUUGGGGUCCUGUCGGCUACAGCCCGGGAGUCGGGCGCGCCUGUAGGGGACGGCUCGGCGCAGGGGCUGGACGGUUCAGGUUUGCGCGCGGAGCUGGCAGGCGGAGUGACCGCUGGGCUGCUGUUGCUGUUGGCGCUGGUGGCGGGGGCGCUGCUGCUGCGCGGCGCUCCGAGGCUCAGAUGGAGUAGGCGAGACGAAGCGGCCCCCGCGCCCGUCGUGGACCCCCUGGGCUUCUCCAACCCCGUGUUCGACGUGGCGGGCUCCGUGGAGCCGCCUCCCGCGACCAAGGUGGAAAACAGCAGCACCAGCCGCAGCUACUUCGUGAACCCGCUUUUCGCGGAGACAGAGGCCUGAGCAGCCGUGUGACUGGCCAGCGCUCACUUCUGCCCUCCGCCGCCCCCGCGAAAUGUACGGGUCCCUGACCUUGCCAGAUCCCCGCCCCCUUCUCCACACUCCUUGUCCCCCGCAGGCCAAAAAUAGGGUGGCUUUGCCCAAUAAAGAGGUUUCCUG
Molecule: messenger RNA, 1565 nt
Organism: Ailuropoda melanoleuca (giant panda)
Lineage: Eukaryota; Metazoa; Chordata; Mammalia; Carnivora; Ursidae
Gene: AMN
Product: amnion associated transmembrane protein
Exons: 12
Coding region: 33-1409 (458 amino acids)
Biological process (GO): intracellular protein localization; receptor-mediated endocytosis
Cellular component (GO): apical plasma membrane; endocytic vesicle
Source: RefSeq, a predicted model, not a curated record